Messenger RNA from Lymnaea stagnalis (great pond snail), 330 nucleotides. Lineage: Eukaryota; Metazoa; Mollusca; Gastropoda; Lymnaeidae. The record is from the annotation of a GenBank genome assembly.
ACCGAAAAGGGGAAUUUCACGAUCGAUUUGUUGCCCGAAGACGCGCCUUUGACGGUCGAUAAUUUCAUUAAAUUGGCGAAAUCCAAUUAUUUUAACGGUCUUGCGGUUCACCGCGUCGUGCCGAAUUUCGUGAUGCAGGACGGCGAUCCGCGCGGCGACGGAAACGGCGGUCCGGGCUGGCAGAUUCGGUGCGAAGUAAAUAUGCGGGAAUAUGAACGCGGCGCGGUCGGAAUGGCACUUUCGGGCAAAGAUACGGGCGGUUCGCAAUGGUUCGUCACGCACAGCCCGCAACCGCAUCUUGACGGCGGCUACACGGUUUUCGGAAAAGUG